Messenger RNA from Rattus norvegicus (Norway rat), 2100 nucleotides. The record is from RefSeq and is a predicted model, not a curated record. Lineage: Eukaryota; Metazoa; Chordata; Mammalia; Rodentia; Muridae.
CCACGUGUGCGAAGUGCUGUGAUGGAAGUCAAAGGGAAGAAAAAAAUUACAGGAAAGAGUCCACAGACAUCACAAGGAAAGAAUAAAUUUCAUAAAAACAGUGAGUCUAGUUCUGCAAAGGCAUUCCCAAGGAAAGCUGCUAAGGAAGGCGGGCCUAAAGUCACAUCUAAGAACUUUGAGAAAGGUGCCACAAAACCUGGCAAGAAGGGUGUGAAGCAGUUCAAGAACAAGCCACAAGGGGGCAAAGGACCGAAGGACAAAUUCCAGAAGGCAAAUAAAUUCAACAAGAAGCGGAAAUUCCAGCCAGAUGGGAAAAGUGAUGAAUCAGCAGCCAAGAAACCCAAGUGGGAUGACUUCAAAAAGAAGAAGAAAGAGCUGAAGCAGAACAGACAGCUCAGUGAUAAGACCAAUUACGACGUCGUGGUUCGAGCAAAGCACAUUUGGGAGAGCUUGAGAAGAAAAGACUGUGACAAAGAAAAAAGGGUGAAGCUCAUGAGUGAUUUGCAGAAGCUGAUUCAAGGAAAAAUUAAAACUAUUGCCUUUGCGCAUGACUCAACUCGAGUGAUCCAGUGCCUCAUUCAGUAUGGGAGCGAGGAGCAGAGGAAGUGGGCUUUCGAAGAAUUGCAAGGUGACUUGGUUGAAUUAAGUAAAGCCAAAUAUUCCAGGAAUAUCGUUAAGAAAUUUCUCAUGUAUGGAAGUAAACCACAGAUUGCGGAGAUAAUCAGAAGUUUUAAAGGUCAUGUGAGGAAGAUGCUGCGGCAUUCAGAGGCAUCGGCCAUUGUGGAGUAUGCGUACAACGACAAAGCCAUUUUGGAACAGAGGAACAUGCUGACAGAGGAGCUCUAUGGGAACACAUUUCAGCUUUACAAGUCAGCAGAUCACCCAACGCUGGAAAAGGUGCUAGAGGUGCAGCCAGGGAAGCUAGAACUUAUCCUGGAUGAGAUGAAGCAGAUUCUGACUCCCAUGGCCCAAAAGGAAGCUGUGAUUAAGCACUCACUGGUUCAUAAAGUAUUCUUGGACUUUUUUACCUAUGCACCCCCAAAACUUCGAUCAGAACUAAUUGAAGCCAUCCGGGAAGCAGUGGUGUACCUGGCCCACACACACGAUGGCGCCAGAGUGGCCAUGCAUUGCUUGUGGCAUGGUACACCCAAGGACAGGAAAGUGAUUGUGAAAACAAUGAAGACGUAUGUGGAGAAGAUUGCUAAUGGCCAGUACUCUCACCUGGUUCUCCUGGCAGCGUUCGAUUGUAUUGAUGAUACCAAGCUUGUGAAGCAGAUAAUCAUAUCAGAAGUCAUCAGCUCCUUGCCCAGCAUCGUUAAUGACAAAUAUGGAAGGAAAGUCCUGCUGUACCUGCUGAGCCCCCGAAACUCCGCCCACUUGGUGCCAGAGAUCAUCCAGCUGCUGCAGAAGGGCGACGGCAAUGCACACAGUAAGAAGGACACUGCAAUCCGCCGGCGUGAGCUCUUGGAGUCCAUCUCUCCAGCUUUGCUAAGCUACCUGCAAGGACACACUCGAGAGGUGGUGCUGGACAAGUCUGUAUGUGUGCUGGUGUCUGACAUCCUGGGAUCUGCUACUGGGGACGCUCAGCCUGCUAUGGAUGCCAUCGCCGGUUUGGCAGCAGAGGAACUGUAUCCUGGGGGCAAGGACGGAGAGCUCCACAUUGCUGAGCAUCCUGCAGGACAUCUGGUCCUCAAAUGGUUAAUAGAGCAAGAUAAAAAGAUAAAAGAAAAUGGAAAAGAAGGUUGUUUUGCAAAAACCCUUGUAGAGUGCUUUGGUGUGAAGAACCUCAAGUCCUGGGCCAGCAUCAACCGAGGAGCCAUCGUUCUUUCCAGCCUUCUUCAGAGUUGUGACCAGGACGUUGUAAACAAAGUCAAAGCUGGACUGAAAACCCUGAUUCCUACCUUGGAAAAAACCAAAAGCACCAGCAAAGGCAUCCAGACUCUGCUUGAGAAGUUGACUGCAUAGGCGUGCCAGAUGAGCAAGCUGGAACCCACUUCCCGAGGGGAAGGGUGGAAUCUGUCACACUCAUACCUGGAUGCCCUAUGCAUGUACUUGUUAAAGGACCUAUUUAUAUAUAAAAUUGUAAAAGAGAAAAAAAAA